AUGUUGCCAGAAAUGGGGUCAGAAGGAUCAUCAAGGGUUGUAGUCCCAAGGAAUUUCAGAUUAUUGGAGGAGCUUGAAAGAGGAGAAAAAGGAAUAGGGGAUGGAACUGUCAGCUAUGGGAUGGAUGAUGCAGAUGACGUGUACAUGCAGUCAUGGACAGGAACUAUCAUUGGCCCUCCUAAUACUGUACACGAAGGGCGCAUCUAUCAGCUGAAACUAUUUUGUGGAAAGGAGUAUCCGGAUCAGCCACCUGGUGUAAGGUUCCAGUCCAGGAUUAACAUGAGCUGCGUAAAUUAUGAAACUGGUGUGGUAGAGCCAAGUCAUUUCCCCAUGCUUGCUGACUGGAAGAGGGAAAACACAAUGGAGGAUAUACUGAUGCAGUUGAAAAAGGAAAUGACGUCUCCCCAAAAUCGAAAACUAGCUCAGCCUUCUGAUGGCAAUGAAGAGGGCCGGGUGGAUCAAAAAGGCCUAGUUGUGAAAUGCUGCAUUAUGUAA
Messenger RNA from Solanum lycopersicum (tomato), 495 nucleotides. It is a transcript of the gene Suv, whose product is annotated as ubiquitin-conjugating enzyme E2 variant 1B-like. The record is from RefSeq and is marked provisional. Gene Ontology annotation, cellular component: nucleus. Gene Ontology annotation, biological process: DNA damage tolerance; protein K63-linked ubiquitination. NCBI's taxonomy places the organism in Eukaryota, Viridiplantae, Streptophyta, Magnoliopsida, Solanales, Solanaceae.